AUGCAAGAAAUUGAAUCAAAUUUCAAUUCUGUCAUACGAAUCCUUGGGUCAAACCACAGAACUUCUGAACAUCCAAAUCGACAACCCCGCGGGUUGAUAAAUGCAGUAGGAAGGCUAGCAAACAUUCUUUUUGGAGUUUGCUCUGAUCAAGAUGCAGAAUUAUAUUACAAAAACAUUGAAGAUCUAGCACAUUCCGAGGAUAAACAUGUUCAUCUAUCACAGGAACAAAUACGCAUGGUCUCUUCAGUCAUGAAUAAUGUUAAUUCUACCAUGCAUGAACUACUAGCAAAUGAUAAAAAAUUGCAGCAAAAUAUAAACAAAAUAGAAGAACAAUCCAGGCGUUCUGUGGCAACAAUCAAUUUAUGUGUAAAUCCUGAGGCAAUCAUAUUAGUGAUAACUCAUACACCACGUAUUUCUUUAUUAACGAACAAACUCGGUUUUGGAGACGUCCAUAACGAUAUCGUAGGAGAACUAGCGUCUUGUCCAGAACCAGCAAAUGGCUGGGGUAUACCAGGUUUUGUGCCUCCAUGUCUAGCUGAUCCGGACUUCCACCACCCGCAAGGUAUUGAUCUGCUGAUUGGAGGUGGCUCGUUCUUUGAUGUUUUGGGAACAAGAAAAAUACCACUAAACAUAGGUUCAGUGACCCUAUAUGAGAGUAAUUUCGGAUGGCUGGUAACGGGAGAACUUUCUAACCAACAUUCACCAACACUUCUUUCAAUGGGCCAAACGAUAGAGGAAGAUUGGAAGGUUCUCAGUACCAUUGACGAUGCAAGCUACGGCUGGACAUCGAGGGCGAAUAAGAGAAGUCAAGAAGAGCAGGAAACAGUCCAACAUUUUAAGCAAUAUACAACUCGUGAUGAAGAGGGGCGUUUCCUCGUCCGACUUCCCAUCAAGCAGAAAAUCAGUGAAAUGGGUGCAACUUUUCCUAUGGUAACCGCCUGGUUCCUGAAUGUUGAGAAAAGAUUGCAAAAUUAUGAGAACUUAAAGAAUGAGUACAUACGUUUUAUGAUUGAAUAUAUUGAAUUGGGGCAUAUGGUUGAAGUGUUGGAAGAUUCGAUUCAGACUCAGAACCACUUUUAUCUACCACACCAUUCAGUAACAAAGGCGUCAAGUUUCACAACAAAGGUCCGAGUAGUUUUCGACGCUUCGGCCAAGUGCGCAUCUGGUGUUUCCCUUAAUGAUGUAUUGAAAUGCGGUUCAACUGUCCAGCAAGAUUUAUUUUCAAUACUAGUUUGCUUCCGCAAGCAUCAAUUUGUCUUAACUUCUGACAUAGAAAAAAUGUUUCGGCAAAUAAAGGUGGGAAGAGAAGACUGGGACCUACAAAGAAUUGUUUGGAGAUCCAGCUCUGAAGAACUACUCCCACUCGCAGAAAGUGUCCAGAAUGACUACCCGAAGGCUUCAAAAGUGAUCACCGAAGAUUUUUACAUGGACGAUCUAAUGACGGGAGCUGACACAGAGAAUGACUGCUGUCAAUUGCAAAGAGACGUCAGUGCAGUGCUAGAUUCAGCAAAGUUACUGUUGAGGAAAUGGUGUUCAAAUUCCGAGUUGGUUCUUCAAAACAUGUCUAAGCGUGUUGAUGACCCCUUGUUCGUAUUAAACAUAGGAGACGAUGAUACAGUCAAAUCACUGGGGUUGCAAUGGAAACCAGUCACAGACCACUUUCAAUAUGACAUCGUAUCACGAUCCACAGAAGGUGCGUUAUCCAAAAGAGCUAUACUCUCCGACCUGAACAGAAUCUUAGAUCCACUCGGAUUCCUGUCACCAGUUCUAGUGAAAGGUAAAAUAUUCCUACAACAGCUGUGGUCCAUGAAGAUAGACUGGGACGCAAGACUUCCAGUAGACAUUCAGCAAAGAUGGUGUCAAUUUUAUUAG
Metopolophium dirhodum (rose-grain aphid) is the source of this 1872-nucleotide messenger RNA. RefSeq lists its product as uncharacterized. The transcript has 4 exons. Lineage: Eukaryota; Metazoa; Arthropoda; Insecta; Hemiptera; Aphididae. The record is from RefSeq and is a predicted model, not a curated record. The coding region runs from base 1 to 1872 and encodes 623 amino acids.